AUGCUCACGCUUCCAUUAUCGACCAAUGAUGCUAACUCAAUCCUAUUUCCCUCUACUAGCCACCUGGCGUCGUUCUUGGGUGGCCUGCUCCCACAUCAGUGCUCCUUCUUGACCGCACGUGAAGGCAAACGCGGCAGCUUCCGAAUUGAUCCAGCUCUCGACAACGAAAUCAAGAGGAUGUAUUUGGAGAAAAACAGAGCCAAUUUAACGGCAUUGCCGAAUCCACUCUCCCAACCUGUAGAGGUCGAGAAUCCAUUCCUGAAAAUGUCAAAUGUCUUUCAUCGAGCUUCACCUUUUGACAACCCAGACUCCGACGACGAGUUUCAAGGAAGCGGAGUGAUCGCCCAAAGCUUCGACCAGUUCGAAGAGUCUUCGGGCAAUGUGGACGAUUCACUACAUGGUAAUGUCAUUGGUAACGAGACCGAGACGGUUUCUACUGUUGCAUCCUCAGCAGAGCUAACCGAGAAAGAUAUAUAUUUUUCUAUCGACGACCAAAAACAGGUUUCACCUGAACAUCGAGUAGAAGCUGGAUCGAGGUAUACCAUCCAUCUCCCAAAAGAGGUCACCUUUUGGACCUUUUCUUUGAUUUUCAUUAUAACAAACCUUCCAAGACACUGUAUGGCUAGACGGAUAGUGCUGGUGAUGGGAUAA
Haemonchus placei is the source of this 651-nucleotide messenger RNA. The record is from the annotation of a GenBank genome assembly. NCBI's taxonomy places the organism in Eukaryota, Metazoa, Nematoda, Chromadorea, Rhabditida, Trichostrongylidae.